Molecule: messenger RNA, 552 nt
Organism: Cyclocybe aegerita
Lineage: Eukaryota; Fungi; Basidiomycota; Agaricomycetes; Agaricales; Hemipholiotaceae
Source: the annotation of a GenBank genome assembly
AUGGGGAAGAAUGUCAGCCUUCCUCCGCCCUAUUCUCGUCCUGCAGCAUCUCAUCAAGAACCCUCGACUAAAUGUCAAGACACCCAAGCUGCUGCAGAAACCUAUGGCUUUGGUGGUGACACUGUUGAUCAAGCUGGGAAACACCCAUGUAUAGACUGUCUAAGGUCCGGUCUGCAGCCCUCCAGCCCUGGCUGGGGCCAGGGCCAGAGGGUGGUUGGCCCUCGGCCCUCGGGUCGACCCUGGUCCGACCCUGGUCAGCCCGACUUUGAGGUGGUUGCCCACAGCAUUACCCGAAGCAGCUGUCAACAACAUUCAACCAUCGUUGAUGUGGUCCUCAACCACUACCUCGCCCACCUGGUCACCCUCCCGCCUCUUCCCCUACCUCCAAGAUCUCAAGAAAAGGCCCUCUCGUGUCACGAACACUACGUCGACACAAGCCCUUGCUCCACCGUGAACCAAUCCCCUGGCACAGGGAUGGGCUGGCCUUCAUGUCUUGCCCCCACCAUCCCUCGACCCCCACCCAUUGCCACCACCCGCAAUUUCGACCCCUAG